This is a messenger RNA of Ruditapes philippinarum (Manila clam), 1208 nucleotides long. RefSeq lists its product as uncharacterized. Lineage: Eukaryota; Metazoa; Mollusca; Bivalvia; Venerida; Veneridae. Bases 103 to 858 code for a protein of 251 amino acids. The transcript has 6 exons. The record is from RefSeq and is a predicted model, not a curated record.
UCGGUAUUUUCCGUGUUAUUUCGGUAGAUUCCGGAAUGUCACGUUCCCGACCAUGUGACCAUGAUAAAUGACCACGUGAUCGAAAUCUGAGCUGAUACAAAGAUGGCCGAACAAACGCGCAAUCGUCGAGGCAGAUUUGCAUCCUUAAAAAAAGAACCAGCUAAGCAGAAAGCAUAUGAGCUGAAAGAAGAACAUAGCUAUGUAGCAACUGAUUAUGUUGAAGUUAAGAGUUGCAAGACUGUGGAUGGGAGUUGGAAGGAAGGCAGGCGAGUUGUUGAAUUUGCCGUGUUGUUGGAGGGACUGCGGUUUUGCAAAUCGUGUCGACUUGGCCCUAUUCCUUUAACUAUAGAGAACGUCAUUGGCGAAUUAAAGAAGGGAUUAGGAGGAUAUCUAAAAGUGAAAUGUUUGAACUCUGAUUGUGGUCACGUGAACUGUAUAGCGUAUGGAAAAUUAGUGAAAGGGAGCAAACAGGGUGCCUCAACUUUUGCCGUGAAUACGAAGCUUGGAACAGCCAUGAUCGUCACAUUGGGAGGCCCGAAUAAAGUCAACAACAUGCUGGCAGCUUUGAAUAUACCCACUAUCAGUAAUAGUAAACUGAAGAAAAUGGAGAGGAGGGCAGGGUCAAGCAUUGAAAAAGUGGCGUCUGAGUCAAUGGAAGCUGCAGGCAAAGAAGCAUUUCAGAGAGAAAUGGAGGACAUAGCUGUGUGUGAGUGUUUGGAAGCAGAGAAGUCAACAAACAUUCUUAUAAAGGACCUUGGGGUUUCUGUUCUUCCAGAGGCUUCUCCUAUGAAAGAGCUAAUGAAGAAGGAGGUCUUUCUCCAGGCUUCCACACAGAAAAGUACUCUAAGAAGUGUAUGAAUGAACGCAAGCGCCGAAUGGAACGCUCCAGUCUUCCUUCGUCCAAGCGUCGCAGACUCACAUUGAAACAAGAGAGGUGUAUAUGUAAAGGAGCAACUGAAGUGCUAGAAGGUGCCACAUAUCAGUCAGAAAUUGGUCUUCAGAAUGAUGUUGAUGUGGAAACAAUACCGGACGCUGUACCACGUGGUGAUUUUAAGCCCCUGAAACUUCAAAACUCGAUGCCAACAUUUGUUGUAUUAGACUUGGAGACUACAGAUCUUAUACGAAGUGGGAAAAUGCCUCAUUUGACCCAGAUUGCUGCCAGAGAAGUAAAUAGUGGUAGUGAGUUUUCAACUUAUGUUACACCGAAG